AUGACGCUGAUAGACACGGCGUGUGUGGGGCAGCUGGGGUCACUACACCUAGCUGCGCUCGCUCCCAACGUCUCUGUCUUCAACUUCAUCUUCCAGACCUUCACCUUCCUGGGCACGGCGACAUGUGCAUUGGUGGCCCGCCAAUCCACACCCCAGCCCACCUCUGCUGCACAGUCACAGCAGAACCUACUGGCGAGCAGGGCAGUGACAGCAGCGAUGCUGCUGGCGGUGGUGGUGGGGUCACUGCUAGCCCUCGCGCUGCUCCUCUCCGGCCCCUCUCUCCUCCGAGCCAUGGGCUGCCGCCUGCCCUUCCUGCUGCCCGCCCUGCAAUACCUCCGCAUCCGCGCCCUCUCUGCGCCCUUCGUGUUGGCGAUUCUGGUGGCGCAGGGCGCAUGUCUGGGGCAGCAGGACUCGGUCACACCGCUGCUCAUAUUCGCUGCUGCCGCUGCGGUCAACGUGGCAGGGGAUGCACUGCUAGCGCUCUACAUGGGGUGGGGUGUGCGCGGAGCAGCGUGGGCCACCCUCCUGGGUCAAGUGCUGGCUGCGCUCAUCUUUGCUGCCAGACUGCGACCACGAGCACUGUUGGAAUCACCACCAUGCACUGUCUGUAAUUACCUAGCUUUCCCUUCUCCCCUAUCCAUCUUCCAUUGUCUCAUGUCAAGUUGGUUCGAGGAGGCUGCAGCGAUUGCAAGCAUGGCUGUGCCUCUUGUUACGCGAUCUGUGCUGGGCAUGGUGGUGUAUACACUCUUAGCGCGCGGGGCAGCAACUGUGGGGGUGGUGGCUAUGGCUGCUCACCAGGUCGCCAUGCAGGUGUUCUGGACUCUCAGUUACUUUGCAGAGCCGCUCUCCUUAGCAGCACAGUCCCUGGUGGGCCGAGACAUCAAAAGCAGACCAAAGCGUGCAUCGCGCACGGCCCGUCAGCUGCUGCUGAUGGCGACAGUCACAGGGGGCGUGCUGGCGCUGCUGGUGCUCUUACUCUCCCUCUGCGCCUCGCACCUCCUCUCCUCUGAUCCGGGCGUGCGCCGUGCCGUCAGGAGCGUGGCGUGGCACAGCGCGGCGUGCGAGUGCCUUUGUGCUGUCUCCAUGUCGCUUGAAGGCAUUGCUAUUGGAGCAGAUGAUUUUGGUUAUCUGCCAACCAUGCAACUGCUCAAUCUCCUUGUGGUUGCCGGCGCUUUUUUCGCCUUAUUGCGCAUUGGUCUCACAUUGACGUCCCUCUGGUGGCUUCUGGUGAUAUUCUUCGCGUUUCGCAUUGUGUACCACACAAUGUACAUCAUCUCAAGAGGCUCCAAGCAUGUGCUCCGGCGACACACGCGCGAGUGGACCAAGCCGAGGGAGCAGCGUGCCAUCAUGGUGUUUGUUGGGCUCGUGCCGGUCGUUGCCCUCGACUCCUACUUUGGGCUGGCGGAGAUGCCGGGGUUUGAGUGGCAAGUGGCGCUGCUACACCUCCUCAAGGACUGCUACGUUGCAUACGGCAUGUCUGAGUUCCUCGCUCUGCUCUCAGCUUUGCUCAAACUGCCUCCGCGGCCCUCCGCCCCUCUCCCUCACACCUCCUCGCACCGCAGCAUGCUGCAGCACUCCUUCCCCUUCUCUCUCUUCCUGCGGCCCGAGGUGCGGGCAAAUCGAGCAACGCUAAACCUCCUCUUCAAGUGGAUCCGCCAGUUCACGCUGCUCCUCCCCAUCCUCUCCCUCCUCUCCUUUCUCCUCCACCUCCAAACCUCCCUCUUCCAACCCUACCUCCCACUCCCUCCCCACAUCCACUCAUCCCUCUCAUGGCUCAUCACUCUCUCUCAGCACGCAUCACUCUAUCUCGCUGCGUACGCGCUCCUCCUCCUCUACCAUACCUUUGAACGCCCCUUUCUGCCGUUUAGCGCCCAGAGCAAGUUCCUAUGCCUGGUGCCGCUGGUAUUCCUGCCCUAUUGGCAAAAUGUGCUGCUGGAUGUGCUGGUGGGGUAUGGGAGGAUUCAGGCGAGUCAGCUGCCCUAUACGCCGCAGAAUUUGGAGUGGGCAGUUGGGCAUUUCCUUGUUUGCUGUGAAAUGCCCCCGGCUGCCGUCGCCCUGUGUUAUGCGUUUCCGGAAUCGGAGUAUAGUGUGGAGAGCAGGCGGAGAGGGAAUGGAGAAGAUGGGGUGGGUGAAGACCGAGAAUGA
Messenger RNA from Closterium sp. Yama58-4, 2145 nucleotides. The record is from the annotation of a GenBank genome assembly. Lineage: Eukaryota; Viridiplantae; Streptophyta; Zygnematophyceae; Desmidiales; Closteriaceae.